AUGAUUUGCUCCGUGACGCAAUACUCACCCACUAUAGAUACUCACUGCGCCUCUGAGAGAACAGCAUGUACUGCUUUACCCAUUAUGAGCCAGAAAACAAGAUGCGUAUCAGACAGUGAAAAUUCAUCAUCAGUCGAAAGAAGGGCAUGCCGUAUAUGUCAGUCAGAAAGCGGUGAAAUGGUGCGACCGUGCGCCUGUGCCGGAACGAUGGGAGACAUUCAUGAAAGGUGCUUGUCCCGGUGGGUGGCGAUGUCUAAUAAGGACCAAUGCGAAAUCUGCCAGGAAAAAUACGCUCGAAGUGGUCGGACAUUGAAGGCGCUUAAAGAAUGGGAAAGGCCUCAUAUUGGAUCCGAGGCAACGCUUCAUUUCAUUAAUACAUCUUACCAUUUACUUCUUAUUGUAGGAGAUCCUCUCAUUAGUACUAAUAGCGGCAUUAACGUAUUCUCUAAUCUACUUGGUGAAUCUGUGUGA
This is a messenger RNA of Strongylus vulgaris, 471 nucleotides long. Lineage: Eukaryota; Metazoa; Nematoda; Chromadorea; Rhabditida; Strongylidae. The record is from the annotation of a GenBank genome assembly.